Theobroma umbraticum is the source of this 1789-nucleotide messenger RNA. The record is from RefSeq and is a predicted model, not a curated record. NCBI's taxonomy places the organism in Eukaryota, Viridiplantae, Streptophyta, Magnoliopsida, Malvales, Malvaceae.
UUUGUUUUCUGGAACCAAUUUCUACCCUUUCUAAGAACCAAAUUUGGCAAGUUCUCCUCCACAUCUAAAAGGAAGAACUUCUUAUUUUCACUGGUGUCGAUCGCUCAGAUUGUUCAGGUCUUUCUCGCACUGUUAUCCGUGUUGUUUGAACUUACAGAUGAUCAGACAGCUACCUCCUCCGGCUACUUUUUGUCCGCCUGGAAAGCUUGAGAUACUUCUACCUUUUAUAAGAACCAGUUUUGGUAACUUCCCCUUUACAAUUAAAAGGAAGAACUUUUUACCUUUACUGGUUUCGAUCGUGAUCUUUCCGGCCGCACUGUUACGGUUGCCGUUUCAACUUACAGAUGAUCAACCAAUUACUUUCUCCUACUGCAUUUUGUCCCGCGGAAAAUAUUGUAAAUCUCCUUGUGUUUCACUCUUUUGCUUAAAGGUAUUUGAGAUCCUUACAUUAAUGAUUAUAUUAGCUACGCUAGUUCUUCUGCUAACUUUCAGAGAAAAAAUAGUAGUUCUUGUGCUACAGAAAAACGACAAGGACUUCUAUAGAUUAUUUCAACUGCUGCUUAAAUCAAGAGCUAAUUUUCCCGAACUCCCUGACGAUGUCAUUUCAAAAAUCAGUAAUCGGUUAACAUCUUUUGAAGAUUUCGUCGCAUUAUCAGGGGUCUGUCGUCCAUGGCGUUCUGCUUGUUUAAACAUGCGCUGCGGACCACGCCAUCAGUUUCCAUGGCUCAUGUUUCUGAAAGAGAGAACAGGUCCACCAAAAGUUUUUAUAGUGCUGGUCGGAAACAAGCUUUAUGAACUAGAGCUACCCAGGCUCAUGAAACGAUGUCAUGGUUCUCCUCAUGGCUGGAUUGUGACCAUGGAUCGUGAUCUACUAGCUCACCUUUUACACCCGCUCUCGCAAGCUCAACUUAGCCUUCCACAAUUAAACACCCUUCGGAACCAAAAGGUGUGCUUGUGCCUGUUGAUCCCUUUCGUUUCAUUCACAAAUGCAUUCUACUCAAGACCUCCCCCUCCCACUCCCAGGAUGAGUUUCUUGUUAUGGUGAUAUUUGGGCCAAAGCAUAGCUUGGCUUUUGCUAAACCUGGAUUUGUUGGAUGGACGACCGUUGUCAGUGCCGAUGGUUUCAAAGAUAUUCUUCUUUUCAAGGGCCAAAUCCAUGCCAUUUGUGGGAAAGGAGGCUUUCUGCGCUUUAGUUCUGAUGACCCUGAAUCUACACCAAGGUUUAUUGCCUAUCAUCCUGAAGAUGUCUCUAGAGUUGAAGAAAUAUAUCUUCUGGAGUCAUCGGGAAAACUUUUGGUGGUUUUCCGAUUUUCAUUCAGCACUCCUUUUGAGCAGAGGUAUGAGACAAAAAGGUUCUUGGUCUACAUGCUUCACCCCGCCAUCGAUGGCAAUCUAGGGACUUGGCUGAGAUUAAACCACUUGGGGGAUUGGGCAUUAUUCGUUGGAGAGGGCAAUUCUUGGUCAAUUUGCACUGCCAAAAUCCCCAUUUGCAGAAGCAACUGUAUAUACUUGACAGACAACAAUUGGGAUCAACAGGUGAGAGGAGAAGAACAGACGUUAGUAGGCCAUGACAUUGGUGUAUUUGACAUGGAGAGCAAGAAAAUCGAACGUCUGGAAUUGGGUCCUCACUCUCCUUGUUAUCAUUCCAGGUCCGUAUGGUUUACUCCUAGUCUCGUACCUUACAAGAACUGCCAGGCUUGAGGAGUACUACCAGGCAUGAAUGGGAAAUCUUGGAAAUUGUGGCCUACAAAACCGAAUAUGAGACAUUAGUUUGCCCGAUUGCUGAUGC